Messenger RNA from Sphaeroforma arctica JP610, 1307 nucleotides. RefSeq lists its product as hypothetical. The transcript has a single exon. NCBI's taxonomy places the organism in Eukaryota, Ichthyosporea, Ichthyophonida. The record is from RefSeq and is a predicted model, not a curated record. Bases 137 to 1237 code for a protein of 366 amino acids.
CAAUUUGGUGCUGUUCCUGGUGGAGUUGUUCUUAUUUAUUUCCGUGGCGGUAUUCGCUAGUGUUGUACUUAUCAGGCUUCGGGCGUUGUACAGGAUUUACCGGCGGUGUGAUUACAAUCCUCGGUACAGAACUUUCAUGUUUGUAAUUUUUAUCUUCAUGCUCCUGGUGAAUAUACCAGAGAUUGCCGCCUUUGCCUUGUGCGCGCAUAAUUUUGCCGUGGAUACGCCGAACCCCACCUGUCCAGAAUGGCUGGCUCAUGUACCCCUUUCAUACCUUUACUACAUCGUGUACACGAGUUUUUUUGCGUACUACACAUAUCAUAUUCGGACGUAUCCGGAUCGCAAUGUAUACCUCUCGAAUUUGCGAUUGGCGAUCAUCUCAACUCUGUGGUCGGUAGGGACGGUAGCUACGUUCUAUGGUGCUAAUGGUGCGCAGAUGGACGCUAGAGCCUUUUGCGGGUACACCUCUCUCUUGUCAAUAUACACCAUCGAGAUGUACGGGAACACGUUGUACGAUGAAUUUGAGUGUGAAUAUAGAGGCACAAAGCCCUUAUCUGACGAGGAUGAGAAGGAUCUUAUAACGCAAAGAAACAAGACACUGGCUGGUGUGGGGUAUUAUAUGAACAAAAAGGAGUUAUACGAUAUUCUGCUGGAGAUAUCUAAGGCCCGUUAUUGCGAUGAAAUCGUGAUGUUUCUGGGUGGGUUGUGCGCUGCUCAUCGAAUGGCUCAAACCGCUUUAGACCCGCGGAGGUCGAGGAAUAAUAGUUCAGCUAUGAAAAAGUCCAGGAGAAGUCAGGAUAGUCUUGCAGUGAGCACGGGUCAAUUAGAGGAGGAAGACGCGGUGGAAACAUGCGCGAAGAAGUACUAUCUGAAUGACCUGGUAGCCCUGUACGAGCAGUUUAUAAGAACAGAUGGGUCACAUUGCGUGAAUGUGACCCAUGUAUUAAGAGUUAAUGUAGAAUCUGCACUUAACGAUUGUAAAAGGGCGGCACACAACUCUCAUACUGCCGAUGCGAAGCGAGCUUUUGCAUCAAAAGAGUUGGCUGCCAAUAUGGAUACUUUAGCUGUGAACACUAUCCGGCUUUUAUCUCAUUCUGGUGUUUGGGAGCAAUUUAAAAACGACGAGAGGGUGCUGGCUAUGGAAUCGAGAAAGGAAGCAAUGCAAAAGUAUGGACUUCGCGCAGCAAAUACUAGUGCACCAUUGAGCCCUUCCCGUCGCCAAUCGGCAGUUGUAUAGGUCACGUGUGUCGAACCAGACAUUUUCGAGAAAUUCAGUCGCUCAAAUAGACAAGCAGGCUAAUUUGCGC